Molecule: messenger RNA, 1918 nt
Organism: Ciona intestinalis (vase tunicate)
Lineage: Eukaryota; Metazoa; Chordata; Ascidiacea; Phlebobranchia; Cionidae
Product: TRAF3-interacting protein 1
Biological process (GO): cilium assembly; intraciliary transport; regulation of microtubule cytoskeleton organization
Cellular component (GO): ciliary basal body; axoneme; intraciliary transport particle B
Molecular function (GO): microtubule binding
Source: RefSeq, a predicted model, not a curated record
UAAACACAUAUUUUAUUCUAUUGUAAUUUUAUUUCGUUAAUGUGCAUGGAUAAAAUAGGAAUUUGUUAAUAUCAAUUUACAUCAAUAUGGAUCCAAAAAUAAUUAAGAAAACGAAAGACACUAUGGGUACAAUUAUUAAGAAGCCUCCACUGACGGACAAGCUUUUAAGCAAACCUCCAUUUCGAUUUCUGCAUGAUAUUAUAACAGAAGUCAUUCGAACAAGUGGUUUCUUGAAGGGCCUAUUUACAAGUGAAGAAAUGGAUUCAAAAAAUGUCACAGCCAAAGAGGAUAAAUUGGCAUUUCUGCAAAAAGUGAUUGACUGUGUUGGUUUGGUGUCUGGUGACACACUUUCUGUGAGACCUAACAAAGUGAUAGCUGGGCAUGAACCAGAGAAAACUAAUGAACUGCUACAGGUAAUGGCAAAAUGUAUCAUGAAAAACAAAUCGUCAGCAGAUGCAGUUCAACAGAUGUUAACUGGGAAGUCUAGUAAAUCGUCAAAACCAAAAGAUAAACCACCUUCUGGUGUUAAACGUGGAGAAGUUGGAGAAAAACCAGAAAGAGAAGAAGGUGGAAGGGAAAGAAAGAAGAAAAGCUCAGACCAUAAUCGUGAUAGAAGUCAUGACAAGAGGCGAUCGUCUGCUGACAAAGAGAGACGACGAGAGAGAGAACGCAGCUCGGAUAAUAGGCCCGAGCAUCAUGAAGAGGCAGAAGAAGAACAGGAUCAUGGAAGAAAGAGAAGAAAGAGCAAAAAGCAUCAAAAUGAGAUUGAACCUCCUACUCCACAAAUUGAUUCCUCCAAUGGCCGAGAAGAGAAUGAAGAUCAAAAUGGAAACGAAGAGAAUGUUGGAUUAAGAGAAAAUGCAGAAGGGGCUGAGAGUAAUGCUCCAGUUGUACGAGCACCCCGUCCUGCUUCUGCUAAAGGUCAGAGAAGGAAACCUUAUUCUGGUGGAAGAUCAAAACCGGAUGUUCAACAAGAAGAAAAUGAAGAAGCACCGGUUGCUCCUCGGAAAUUAGCGCGUCCACCCAGUGCAAGGCCGGCUGCACCUAGAGUAAGGCAACGACAAAAUGCUGCCGACCAAGAAAUAGAUAGAAUAGCAAGCGGUGGGCAGCAACGCUCAGCUCCUAUUAUCGUGGAUCGGAAUUUAGGAGCAACUCCAUCAGAUGAUGAUGAUGAACAGUUCGUUGUGGAGGAUGCUGAUCCGAUGCUGCAGGAGGAACCAACCGGACUUUCUAACACUGCGCAAAUGGAAGAGGACGAGGAACAUGGAGGACUUGUUCGGAAGAUUUUGGAAACAAAGAAAGAGUUAGAGCAAUCUGCUGCUGGGAGAAAUAAGGUGGAAAAGCACACAGAAAUCCAGCGUACAAAUGUCACUACAGCACAACAACGUAAAGAGCGCGAGCUCGUAGCAAAGGAAAUCGAUCAACUUCGUAACUCCGUACAGACAUUGUGUCAGAGUGCAACACCGCUGGCUAAAAUUAUUGAUUACAUUCAAGAAGAUAUGGAUGCCAUGCAGAAUGAGCUUGUGUUCUGGCAGAAGGAGAAUACGCAGCACGCUGUUCGGUUAAAAGAUGAGGAGGAAAUUACUUUAAGAGCUGUUGAACCUCUGAAACAUGAAUUGGAGGAACUAGAAAGCAGCAUAUCUACUUAUCGUAAUCAGAUGGCUGCAACAAAAGCAAACAUCAUUCGAAACCAGGAGAAAAUACAUAAAAUGGUGUCAGCAGUUGCUGCAAGGUCCUAAAAAUUCUAAUUGGUUGUGGUUACCAAGUUCAAUGUUUUGUACGGCUUUUGAAUACAUGUUUGUUUGGUUUACUGUUUUGGUGACGCGCUGAUGUCUGUACAUUCCCCACGUUUAUAUUUUAAAUAAAAAUAUAUAUUGUUUUUAAAUAUGCAUACAUAAUACAUAGUCUAAUAAUACUA